CCCGCUGAACGGGGGUGUGUCUUAGGUCAACGAUUCUCCAAAUAGCAGGGAAGUCGGGCCGUGCGUGUAUAGCAGCUAUGGCGAUAAAUUCGUCGUACGCCUGGGGUAAAGGAAUGCUUAAGCUUCUACUAGUGGGGACAUGUUGCGCGGCCUUCGCGUGUUGGCUGGUUGCAGAUGAUCGUACAAGGGACUAUCGUUCCUCUGAGUACAAAAGCCGCUACGAUUAUUUCCUGUUUACACACGUGGCGGGUGCAGGCUCCUCUAUCCUUAUUUGGUUUCUGUUCCUGUUUGCGGUCACAGAGUCGUGCGGAUCGCAAAAGUGUUGGGCAGUUUUGGUGUUCUUUAUCUCUAUUGGGCUUGCUGUUGCUUGCGUCGUUGCUGGUGGUCUGACAGUCGAGUACGCAAAGGAUGAGAAGGAAUCCUUUCUCUAUGACUUGAGCGACAAGUACAAAUGGAAAGCUGAUCACCGUAUUGCAUCUGUGGCUGCAGCGUUUGUGUCUUCUCUGCUGUUCUUUAUCGACGCCAUUAUCCAUUUUAAGGAAGUCCGCUGAUGAUAAGACAUGUUAGAGUCUUAUUUACUUCAGUGCUAAAGAACUAUUAGAGUAAUAUAUAGCGUACAUAUAUGUACAUAUCGCGUACCGCGUAUAUAGCGUACAUAUUCAAUCUGACCAUCCCCAAGCUCUUAGUGUAUGUAAUGCACAUGUCCCUCCUUUGUAUGACUCGCACUAGGAGCAGGUGCAUUCCCAGCAUUGGCUGAGGAGGGGUGCUCAUUCAUGCGUAUCAUAUGGAAAACGCACAGUAUUUGAAGAUUCCUUAAGAAGAAAUGACCGAAUACAAUGACAUUUUAUUAUAUUUGGUAUAUAAGUAUGUUCUAGAAAGAAAUUAUGACCACCAAGUGCUUGGAAACCCUGAAUAUAUUAUUUUAUGUCCAACACAUUUAUAAAAGUUUAGACACUGAUUGUAUCCCUAAUAAAGCUUUAUCUAACUAUAAA
Nematostella vectensis (starlet sea anemone) is the source of this 992-nucleotide messenger RNA. RefSeq lists its product as uncharacterized. The transcript has 4 exons. NCBI's taxonomy places the organism in Eukaryota, Metazoa, Cnidaria, Anthozoa, Actiniaria, Edwardsiidae. Gene Ontology annotation, cellular component: membrane. The record is from RefSeq and is a predicted model, not a curated record. The coding region runs from base 78 to 551 and encodes 157 amino acids.